CCAAGCUUUGAUGCAUGAGAAUAUUGACCUUCAACAAUACCACGUGAAAAUGAAUCACAUCUGAUACCAAGCAACUAACGGUAACUUAACUACUUUUAGUGGGCGAAUUGCAUGGCCUCAUUAAGCCAAUCCAAGGAAUCGAUCAAGCAAAUCAGAAUCUGCGGUGUUCAUGUGGAGCGAUUAGGAAUGUUGAAGAGGAAAGAAAUAAGAACCAGGUGGUUAGAUUUCUUAGGGGUUUGAAUGAUCAAUUUUCUGAGGUUAGGUCUCAGUUGAUGUUAUUAGAUAUCCUCCCCAAUGUAAAUCGUGUGUUUGCUCUUGUUGCUCAACAAGAAAGACAAUUUUCUUGUGAAAAUGUUUCUGGAUCCAAAGCUAUGAUGGUCUCAAGAGAAGGUACAAGUGAGAAUCGAGGUGCUCAAGCUGAGAAUAGGUCUACACAUUCUGAGAAUAGGAAUUCUCAUCACUCUUCCUCAGGAGGUUGCAGCAGCAACUAUGGAGGAAACAAGUGGUCCAACAAGAAGUGUUCUUACUGUGGAAAAAUGGGUCAUACAGUAGAGGAUUGCUACAAGAAACAUGGAUUCCCACCAGGUUUCAAAUUCAAGAAUCCUAAGUAUGCCAACCGUUCUGCAAAUUGUGUCCAUAGCAAUGAAGAAGACCAAGAUUCUCAGGAGGCAGUUUCAGGACAAGAGAGCACAAGGUUUGGCUUCACUGCAGACCAAUACCAUCACUUGCUAGCCCUUCUUCCACCUCAAGAGCAAAAGGGUUCAUCCUCAGGUCAUCAGGCUAGUGUAAACUCGUGUGUUCAAGGUCAAUCGUCUAAGAAUGGUAAAGGCUCUUCACAAGGUGUACUGACUAAGAAUGGAUUCCAAUGCUUGGAGGACGAUUGGCACAGCUAAAGUAGAGAGAGGAGGGUUAUACAUCUUCAACAAAGCCUCUGUACAUCCAUUUCAAGCUACACAUUCAGACAGUGUAAAUACCAGUGCAAAUACUACUGUAAAUCCCUUGAAAACUUGUGAUUCUGCUUCAUUUCCUACCAUUGUAAAUAGACACAGUUUAGCUUGUGUUUUUCAGUCUAGUGUACAAAAUUUGUGGCACUAUAGGCUAGGCCAUCCUUCUUUUGUCAAAGGUCAAUCAAUUAAUGACCUCUUUCCAUAUGUACAUUGCACAAAAGAUACUGUGUGUGAUAUUUGUCCACUUGCAAAGCAAAAGAAAUUGAGUUUUCCCCUUAGUACAUCUGU
Messenger RNA from Lotus japonicus, 1235 nucleotides. RefSeq lists its product as uncharacterized. Gene Ontology annotation, molecular function: zinc ion binding; nucleic acid binding. The coding region runs from base 273 to 893 and encodes 206 amino acids. NCBI's taxonomy places the organism in Eukaryota, Viridiplantae, Streptophyta, Magnoliopsida, Fabales, Fabaceae. The transcript is spliced from 2 exons. The record is from RefSeq and is a predicted model, not a curated record.